CAUCAGAUGUGCACAUACGGGAAAAUCUUCACCCAUAUCUGUGACAUCGGGUUUACGCUCUGUACGUGUGGAUCACACAGCAAAAUAGAGUCACAGUAGAAAUUCUAGUCAAGCGUGUUUUUGACAAUCGUUGGCUGCUUUUAUAUGCUUUCUUCUUAUUCAGGCAUAAUAUUAACAGCGCUUUGUGCUGUAUGAGAAAAGGAAGGCAUCCUGUAUAACUGCCUACCCUGCGUGGUGAACUGCCUGGGCAGUGAAAGUGGUUGAUACUGCGAGGAAACACCCUUGGUAGAGCCACAGAGGCUGUCUCAUCUCACACACACAUCACUCCACGCUGAAUUCUGAUAUCGCUGGGAAACGACAUUGUUCAGUCUUCUCUCUCGUAAAUCGGGAGUACAGGGUGAAUCCAGCCCGCUAAUCCACGAAUACCCGACUCUGUUAGCUGGUUUAACCCGUGUAAGGGAAAACAAUCAUGAGUGCAGAAGGAGGAGGAGUGACCCUCAAGAGCCAGUUCGACAAGUACUGCCGCUUUGGAAAUCCCACUAAAACUACGAUGACAACUUCAGCGUGCAACAAAAUGUUGAGAGAGGCAAAAGUCACCACAGGCCCAGGCUCUAAAUAUACCAGUGCCGACGUAGAUAUCGCCUUUAGUAAGGUCAAACAAAAGACGCAAAAAGAAAUUAACUUUGACGAAUUCAAAAAAUUACUGGAUGAGCUGUCUAAGAAGAAGGGAGGUCAGACAGUCGAGCAGAUCUCGGAAAAAAUUACAAAAGUUGCCGGACCUUCAACACAAGGCACGACGAAAACUGCCCGAAAAGAUGUGGUGGACCAUUUGACGGACUCGUCGAAGUACACUGGGUCUCACAAAGAGAGGUUUGAUGACAGUGGUAAGGGGAAAGGCAUUGACGGCCGCAUGGACAGGCCCGAACAGUCCGGUUAUGUUUACUGGCUACAAGGAGAAGGGGACCUACGACAAAAAGCAGGAAGAUACGUCGGAGACUCAGUAGGACAUCAUCACCAUCAUCAUCUACACAGCCGACUGUCAAUGGCUGGGGCAGUCCUGUGGUGGGAUCUCUGCAAACAUGUACGACCUUGGAAACCUACAACUACCAUAUAUACCUCCAGAUUUAGUCAUCUUGCCGCCUGUUGGGUACGCUGAAAAUUGCGAGAGUUUCGUGACCAGAUAUGUAUCGUGUAUCACUGCUGCCAUGUACAAAAUAUUAUAUUUGUGCCAAUGUUUUAAAUAAUGUUUUCAGAAAAUUUAGUUUGCAUGCAUGUCCCUUUUCCUGUUAUGAAACUGUUAAAGUUUCGGCUAUGAGGCGAUUUAUCAAAAAAUUCCUGAAAUAUUUCCAUGCACAGUAACACCAGAGUGGGAAUUGCACAAUGCAUCGGCUGGCAAAAACAAGUUU
Molecule: messenger RNA, 1406 nt
Organism: Liolophura sinensis
Lineage: Eukaryota; Metazoa; Mollusca; Polyplacophora; Chitonida; Chitonidae
Product: tubulin polymerization-promoting protein family member 3-like
Exons: 4
Coding region: 470-1156 (228 amino acids)
Biological process (GO): microtubule polymerization; positive regulation of protein polymerization; microtubule bundle formation
Cellular component (GO): microtubule
Molecular function (GO): tubulin binding
Source: RefSeq, a predicted model, not a curated record